Messenger RNA from Sarcophilus harrisii (Tasmanian devil), 4092 nucleotides. It is a transcript of the gene CHRNA4, whose product is annotated as cholinergic receptor nicotinic alpha 4 subunit. NCBI's taxonomy places the organism in Eukaryota, Metazoa, Chordata, Mammalia, Dasyuromorphia, Dasyuridae. Gene Ontology annotation, biological process: regulation of membrane potential; monoatomic ion transmembrane transport; signal transduction. Gene Ontology annotation, molecular function: acetylcholine-gated monoatomic cation-selective channel activity; transmembrane signaling receptor activity. The transcript is spliced from 6 exons. The record is from RefSeq and is a predicted model, not a curated record. Gene Ontology annotation, cellular component: postsynaptic membrane; synapse; neuron projection. Bases 664 to 2559 code for a protein of 631 amino acids.
GGUAGGGAGUGUCUUUAGGGAAUGACACUUCUAGCUAGGAUUCCCCAAAUUCUCUUCUAGUGUCUUGAGGAUUUGGGGUCUGAAAAGCCAAGCUAUACUCGGAAACUGUCCCAAUCCCACAGGAGGAAGAGAGGGAAACUUUUCUCCCGUCCCCAGCUAGCAAAGCUAGGCCCGCUACUCUACCCUACUCUUGCUUUCCCUGCGGCCGUCUUUCUCCCCCUCCUCCGUACUCCCCCGCAGUUCCCCCCUCCUUUUCUGCAGGAGGCGGGCAGGUCCAGGCGGAUUAAACACACAGAGCCACAGUCCCGGCCACCUCUCUUCCGCCCUGUCUUGGCGGGCCAUUCCCUCUUUCUUGGUCCCUCUCUCUGUCAGCCUCCGCCUUCCUCUUUCCCUCCUCUCCCUUCUUCCUGAGCUACAGCCACCCGACGGGAGCCCGCCAGCUCCUGGAAGAGGCGGCUGGCCGGCGGGACUGACAGCUGGCUCCUGGCGGAGCUUUGCAGGGCGGAGGGGAGUUGGGCUGGGUGUUCGGAGACUGCCCCGCGGAGGGCGCCCUAGGAUCGCGCCGAAGGGGCAUGAAGUUGUUCGCUGGGGAGAGCCAGACAACGGGAGGUGCGGGGGAAUCCAGAGCCGCCUAGGUCUAGAGACUCCUCAGUUCAGUGCGCCAUGCGGCUCCAGGGGCCCGGAGGGUCGACGCUGCUGCUGCUGCUGAGGAGACUGAUGCUCCUGGGAGUUUUUCUGCUGCCCGCAUCUGGCCAUGUGGAGACUCGAGCCCAUGCUGAGGAAAGACUGCUGAAGAAACUAUUCUCUGGCUACAACAAGUGGUCACGGCCUGUGGCCAACAUCUCUGAUGUGGUCAUUGUCCGGUUUGGAUUGUCCAUUGCUCAGCUCAUUGACGUGGAUGAAAAGAAUCAAAUGAUGACCACUAAUGUGUGGGUGAAGCAGGAAUGGCAAGAUUACAAGCUUCGCUGGGACCCAAUGGACUAUGAAAAUGUGACCUCAAUCCGUAUCCCCUCAGAGCUCAUUUGGAGACCUGACAUUGUUCUCUACAACAAUGCUGAUGGUGAUUUUGCUGUAACCCACCUGACCAAAGCUCAUCUCUUCUAUGAUGGAAGGAUCAAAUGGACACCCCCUGCCAUCUAUAAGAGCUCCUGCAGCAUUGAUGUCACAUUUUUCCCCUUUGACCAGCAAAACUGUACCAUGAAGUUUGGUUCCUGGACUUAUGACAAAGCAAAGAUUGACUUGGUGAGCAUGCACAGCCAUGUGGACCAGUUGGAUUACUGGGAGAGUGGCGAGUGGGUCAUCAUCAAUGCUGUUGGAAACUAUAACAUUAAGAAAUAUGAGUGUUGUACUGAAAUUUACCCAGACAUCACCUACUCCUUCAUCAUUCGUAGACUCCCCCUGUUUUACACCAUCAACCUCAUUAUCCCCUGCCUUCUUAUUUCCUGUUUGACCGUCUUGGUUUUCUACCUGCCCUCAGACUGUGGGGAGAAGAUCACAUUAUGCAUUUCCGUGCUAUUAUCCUUGACUGUGUUUCUACUUCUUAUCACUGAGAUCAUCCCAUCCACAUCAUUGGUCAUUCCCCUGAUUGGGGAGUAUUUGCUCUUCACUAUGAUCUUUGUGACAUUGUCCAUCAUCAUUACAGUCUUUGUGCUCAAUGUCCACCAUCGCUCACCUCGCACACACACCAUGCCUGCAUGGGUCCGAAGGGUAUUCCUGGAUAUCAUCCCCCGCUUGCUCUUCAUGAAACGUCCUGGUGUGGUGAAGGACAACUGCAGGAAGCUGGUUGAGUCCAUGCACAAACUUGCUGGAGGUCCAAGGUUCUGGCCACAGCCGGAGCCCAAUUUUGUUACCUCAUCUUCCACCAGCCCCCAGAGCCCAGACCGGUCACCCUCAGCUUCAUUCUGUGUCCAUCUGGAGGAUCCAGUCAAAUCUCAACCUGUUUGCAAGUCUCCCUCAGGUCAGUAUACUGUGCUGCAGCAUCCUGAACCUGGAAAGCCCAGUCCCUGCUCUUCACCCAUUCCCCAACCUCCUCCAAAUAAUACCCAUCCCUCUGGCUUCUCCAAAGUCAGAUCUCUAAGCGUGCAACAAAUGUACAGCUCCAGCAAAGUGGAGGAAGGAGGCAUCCGUUGCAGGUCAAGGAGCAUUCAGUAUUGUUCUCUCCAAGAGGAUUCUUCCCAGGCAAACAAUGGACAGUCUGCCAGCUCCCCUGCCUCUUUGAGGAGCAACAAAGAUGAAGUCCAACCCCAGGAGAAGACCUCCCCAUGCAAGUGUCAAUGCAAGAAAGUCAAAGGUGUACCUGUCUCAGAUCCAAUGACCAAACCACGUAGUACCAAAGAACAGCAUGCCCUGCCCAUGUCACCAGCCUUGAAACUUGCAGUAGAGGGAGUCCAAUAUAUUGCAGACCAUUUGAAGGCAGAAGACACAGAUUUUUCGGUGAAAGAAGACUGGAAGUACGUUGCCAUGGUCAUAGACAGGAUCUUUCUGUGGAUGUUUGUCAUUGUCUGCUUGCUAGGAACCGUGGGACUCUUCCUCCCACCUUGGCUGGCUGGAAUGAUCUAAUAGAAUGAGAAAACAUUUAGAAUACAUUUGGAAUUUUCAUCUACCUGGAGGGAGAGAGUAAGAUGGAAACUCUCUCUAUGAAUUAUUCAUCACAUAUCUGCGCAUGACUCAUUACUGAGAGCUCUGGAAAUCUUCAGAGAUCACAUCAUAUCCCAAGUUAUCCCCAUUUUCUGUAUCCAUUUUGAAGCAGUCUUGGAAAUAGUCAGUGACUAGCCUAUUUGUCUGGAGGAGAAGAUUUUGGUUUGUACUGAUUCCGUUCAUACCCCCAAUUAAUCUUACCUCCUUGGCUAGUAAAAAGUAUGUGGAGUGUGGAUGGUUUUAUCUUUAUUUGCAAGACUAUUUUAAUGGAAAAAAUCUUAUUAAAGAUCAUCUUCAGCAUGAUGAUCAUCAUCAAUAUCCCAGUAUAUGAAUAGAUAUUGUUGCAAGUUGUGGGCAAAGAUAUGACCCUUAAAUAGAACAGAAAUAUUAUGGCGUUCAACCCAUGACCCAACUGAAACUCAACGUACGUUGAAGACCCCAUUGGAGAAUGGUGACAAGAUGAUUUGGUUGUAUGUCUUUAUCUAAGUCAUUCUGUCAGUAAAUAAACUCUCUACUGGUCUUUUGGGGUGUAGUAUGAGGCCAACUGUGAAGUGAAGGAGAAUAGAAAAGCUUCAACAUGACUUAGGGAUGUUCAGUAGCAUAGACUAAAUUUUAAUAUGUUUAGCUUCUGAUAAGAAGCUGCUGAAGUGAGUCAGGUGUCCCAGGUCCAAAAAAUCCUUGAUUCUAUUCCUUAGCAUAUAAGUGACUCCAUGGACUUAUCUGUCUGAUGAAGGGGAACUAUUGUGUAAACCAAACCUCAAUCUGAAGAAAAAAAUGUUAGAGGUUUCACCUAUUUCUUAUUUAAAUCUGGUCUUUGUUGGGUCUAGGAGGUCCUGAAAGGUGAUGUAGAUGCUAUAUCUAAACUAUGAAAUUAAGAGAACCCUUUCCCUCCAUCCUCCCUUUACUUGGCCUAGAGCUUAUGUCUGUUUCUUUUACGUCCUGAAGGAACCCAGCCUCCAAAAAGGCAGAAGGCAUGUUAUCUACUUUUUUAAUCUUCUUCAGCACUUCUGUGCAUAGUUCUUCAUACAUGCAAAUAUAAUCUGUAAUUUCCUCAGUGUAAGGAAACAGAUUGUGACCUGUAUUAUGAUAAGUUCUAGGAUUUUGUCUGAAGCACAAGGACAUUAAAUGACCUGCUCAGGCUUACAAAGAAAGGAUUUGAAUCCAGGUUUACUCCAAGUUCUACAUUUUACCUGCUAUACUAUGCCAUCUACGGUAGGCUCUUAAUAAAGGUAUGUUUAAAAAAUGGCUUUCCCAAAUUAUAGAUCCUUCAGGAUGGACAAUGUUCUUUCCUCUAUGAAUAAUAAAUUAAAUAUUACUUCACAUUUAUAGAAACUAUUGAGGAUCUGGUAUAUUAGAAAAUAGAAGCUAACCCAAUAAAGGAAAGAUCUGAAGCAGAGAUUUCAUACUUCAUCAAGAAUAAAUCUCAGCUACUUAUAAAUGACAUACCCUCUGGCA